UGAGUAAAUACAUAAAUAAAUACAUACAGUUCAUAGAGAGAUAGAUGUCUGCUGUCAACCCAUAGACAAGAUGGCAGCCAAUGAGCCAAAGGGCCAAAUAAAGAACCAGGCCAGAUUGCAACCCCUGUCCAACCCAGAGCAGGCCCUGACUAAGACCUUCAAGCUGCUCCACUCUGCCUCUGAUGACUGGGAGAAGAAGAUUGAGGGCUUGACCUCUCUCCGUGUGAUGGCUCAGAACCACAUGGACAUACUGAUGCCUAAACUCCAUGAUAUCUGCCUUGCCAUUAUAAAUGAGGUGAAGAACCUGCGCUCUGCAUUGUCCUGUGCUGCCAUGGCCACACUGGGUGACAUGUACGUCCACCUCCAGAGGGCCAUGGACAGUGAGGUGGAGGGGACGGCACGCGUGCUACUCCACAAAGCCAGCGAGGCCAACGCCUUCAUCCGGCAGGGCACCAACUUUGCCCUGGGUCACAUGGUGCAGAGCUGCACCCCUACCCGUGUCAUGAAUGCCCUGCUGGUCGGUGGGCUGAGGUAAAGAGGGAGAAGGGUCAAGUAACACUCACUAAGGGGUAGAUCCGGACUUCCACAAAUUAUCCUAUUAUCC
This is a messenger RNA of Oncorhynchus tshawytscha (Chinook salmon), 604 nucleotides long. Its product is annotated as TOG array regulator of axonemal microtubules protein 1-like. Gene Ontology annotation, cellular component: cytoplasmic microtubule; cilium. The record is from RefSeq and is a predicted model, not a curated record. NCBI's taxonomy places the organism in Eukaryota, Metazoa, Chordata, Actinopteri, Salmoniformes, Salmonidae. The transcript is spliced from 3 exons. Gene Ontology annotation, biological process: microtubule cytoskeleton organization. Gene Ontology annotation, molecular function: microtubule binding. Bases 71 to 535 code for a protein of 154 amino acids.